CAGGGCAUGGUGUCAGGUGUCAGCAGCUGUUGGAGGUUUGAAGGCUCUCUGCUUGCAUCGAGACAGCAAGAACACUUCGCCAAGAAUAACCUGAAAGGGCCCAGCACGUUACUAAUCCGGUACGGACCGAACUGGACCACGGACAGAGCCGUUGUUCCUCCGCUGCGCUGCGAGCUAACGAAUCUAGGGAGCUGACAGAGCUAACGGAGGCUAAAGGCUAGCUGUUAGAGGACCAGCUUCCCAGCCGGGACAGUCCCCGCUGACCCGGUUCAAUUUGAGUUCUGAGAGCCAGUAUGCUGAUAGCUGCAGUCGGGACUGGAAGCGCAAGCCCCACCUCCAGCGGCAAAAAGCACAGGCGGCGAGGCAAAAAGCACCGCAGAGUCCGGACUAACGAGACCCGCGCUAAUGACGUCUGUGACCUUCGGAAUCUGAACCCUGAUGACAGACACCCACCCCAGAUACAGGACUACCCUCCAGUCACCCCCUUACCAUCACAAAAUACUUGUAAAACAGCCCCACCCUCAGGAAGUACAUAUCAUGACGUCACAGUCACAGUGGACACUUGUCCCCAAGACAGGGACCCCCAGAAACCUUGUCCCCUGAUUGAUCCCUCCACUUCAGAUAUACAACAUAGGCAUUUAGCUGCCCUCUGUUGUCCUAAAAAAGUCACACACAAUGCCAUCCUUCCGCCUCUUAUUAUUCCCCUGACAGUACCACCCACCAGCCAAUCACCUUCAGCCUCUUCUCAGAGCCACACACGUGUCUUAUCUGAGAGCCUCGCUCACACCAAAUUUCUUCCUAGCACAUGUCAGGGCCCCGCCCAGACCAAAUCACCUUGUACUACAAAAGAGGGGGACACCCUCAGCAAGUCACUUCCUGUUGCAUCUCAGAGCCCCGCCCAUAGCCAAUCAUCUCCAAUUGCAAGUCAAUACCACUCUCAUAGCCAGUCACCUCCCACAACCUCAGAGCCCUACACCUACAGACAAUCACUUCCCAUCACAUCAGAGCCCUCCACCUAUAGGCAAUCACCUCCCAUCACAUCAGAGGCCUCCACCCACAGCCAUUUACCUCCCAGCACAUCAGAAGCCUCCGCUUACAGCCAAUCACCUCCCACUACAUCAGAGGGCCCCGCCCACAGCCAGUCACCUCCUGUUCAGUCUCUGAGCCCUGUCCAUGGCCAAUCACCUCCUGUCAAAUAUCAGUGCCCCGCCUACACUAAAUCACCUCCUACCACAGCAGAGGGCCCCAUCCACAUCCUAUCACGUCCUGUUGUAUUUCUAAGCCCUGUCCAUAGCCAAUCACUUCCUGUUACAUCUCUGAGCCCCGCCCACAGCCGUAGCCAGUCCCCAUCAGCUCUAAACCAUAAAAUGCAUGAUUUCAGCACAUUGACUCAUUUAACAUUUGAGAAUUCUAAUCACAAUCUCUCUCAAUCGACCUCAGCCACACCUCAGAUCAGCACCCAUGUCCCUAAAGCCACUCCUACUCCUUUAAGCCCCUCCCACUCAGACCCCUUCCUGGUCACCUCUGUAACCUUCACCUCCAGUGUGUCAUCUCACCUCUACUCCCCCCUGUGCUCUUCCUCCUCCUCCUCCUUCGUCACUUCCUUUGACUCUGCGGCAACACACAUUGGCCCAAAUUCUGGGAUGUCAUCACCGCCCACCCACACAGCCACUACCCCCGCCCCUCCCAUAAGCCCGCCUCCUGCAGAGCUGACCCUGCCCCCUGCUCAGCUUCUGGGCUCUGAUGAUGAGGAGCAGGAGGACCCGUCAGAUUACUGCAAAGGUGGUUACUACCCGGUCAAGAUCGGGGACCUGUUCAAUGGGAGGUACCACGUGGUCCGUAAACUUGGCUGGGGACAUUUUUCCACCGUCUGGCUUUGUUGGGACUUGCAGAAGAAGCGUUUUGUGGCCUUGAAGGUCGUGAAGAGCGCGCCCCAUUACACGGAGACGGCGCUGGACGAGAUCAAACUGCUCAGAUGUGUGAGGGACAGUGACCCCUCUGACUCCCACAGAGAGACUAUUGUUCAACUGAUUGAUGACUUCAAGAUCUCUGGAGUCAAUGGAGUCCAUGUGUGUAUGGUUCUGGAGGUUUUGGGUCAUCAACUGUUAAAAUGGAUCAUCAAGUCAAACUACAUGGGCCUUCCUCUGGUCUGUGUCAAGAGCAUCAUCAGACAGGUGCUGCAGGGUCUGGACUACCUGCACACAAAGUGUAAGAUCAUACACACAGACAUCAAACCAGAGAACAUCUUGCUGGAUGUAGAUGAGGUGUACAUCAGGAGGCUGGCAGCAGAGGCUACUAUCUGGCAGAGAUCUGGAGCCCCGCCUCCUUCUGGCUCGUCAGUUAGCACAGCUCCCAGGGAUGUCCAGAUAGGUAAAAUGUCUAAGAACAGGAAGAAAAAGAUAAAGAGAAAAGCAAAGCGACAACAGAAGCUGUUAGAGGAGAGACUGGUGGACAUACAGAGGAUGGAGGAGGAAGACAGUGUUGACACACACACGAACUGCCCUCCAGUCAUCAAUGGCAAUACUCUCUGCAACACAGCCAAUAACAAAGUGAGUCCAGAGUCAUCCUCGUCCUGGUUGGAGGACAAGUACAAUGGCCACACCACUGGGCGUUUCUCCAGCCCUGCCUCUGGCCUCUCUGGGGUCUCCAACUCAGUGAUAUCAGCCACAUCAGAAUCCACUCUUUCCACACAGUCAGGAUACUCCAGUGGACAAGAUGUGUUCAGCGCGUCAGACUUCGUGCUCAGUCCUCUGGACCCUCACAAUGCUGACAAGCUGCGAGUGAAGAUUGCUGAUUUGGGAAAUGCAUGCUGGGUGCACAAACACUUCACUGAGGACAUUCAGACAAGACAGUACCGGGCCCUGGAGGUUCUGAUUGGAGCAGAGUACGGACCGCCGGCUGACAUCUGGAGCACCGCCUGCAUGGCGUUUGAGUUGGCCACUGGAGAUUAUUUAUUUGAACCUCAUUCUGGCGAAGACUACACUAGAGAUGAAGACCACAUCGCUCACAUCAUCGAGCUGCUGGGCCCCAUCCCUUUGCCCUUCGCCUUUUCUGGCAGGUACUCCAGAGAAUAUUUCAACAGGCGAGGUGACCUGCGCCACAUUUCCAGCCUGAAGCCGUGGGCUUUGUUUGAGGUCCUCCUGGAGAAGUAUGAGUGGCCGCUGGACCAGGCUGCUCAAUUCAGUGACUUCCUGUCGACUAUGUUAGAAUUGGAGCCACAGCGCAGGGCCACCGCCACCCAGUGUCUGCAACAUGCCUGGCUGCAGACAUGAUGGUGUGCAUGUGUGUUUGUGUGUGAUGUCAUGAUGGCAUGAGUACAGUGACGGAGGACUGCUGCUGAGUCACUGACAAGAAGUGAUGUUACAGCCUCCCACUAGGUGACACCACUCAGGCUCAACAACAGCAUAUAAACACUGUAGCUGCCGUCUCUUCUUCACUCACCUUCAGCAUCUCUGGGGUUCUCUCUCAAGGUCGUGGGUUGCUUUCCAAACUCAGCAGCCCCAUCACCCCACUGUACUUCCUGUCUAGCCUGGUGCCAUCCACCUGCCUGCUAGUGUCAGCUAUGUUACCUCACACCUGACACUGGAACACAAAAAGCUCAUGCUGCUCUUGCACACAUUUAGAAUGCACCCCAGUUGACGCCCCUGUUAUCUGUACUUUUGCUCUGCAACUGUCUUUAAUUAAGCUGAUUACCUUUUGUUAGCCCUCUGACCUUGACGGUGAACGAGCACACUCAGACCUUCAACGUCCUCCCCUGUUUCAUGUCAUGAAUAACUAGUGCCUUGAUAUAAUCCCUGACCCUUGACCGCGUCGUCACAGUGGAUUCAACAGUGACCUUUUUUUUUUUUUUUUUAAACCUGUGACCCUUUGGUGUGAAAUGUU
Molecule: messenger RNA, 3882 nt
Organism: Dunckerocampus dactyliophorus (ringed pipefish)
Lineage: Eukaryota; Metazoa; Chordata; Actinopteri; Syngnathiformes; Syngnathidae
Gene: srpk3
Product: SRSF protein kinase 3
Exons: 17
Coding region: 294-3272 (992 amino acids)
Biological process (GO): regulation of mRNA processing; protein phosphorylation; spliceosomal complex assembly
Molecular function (GO): ATP binding; protein kinase activity
Source: RefSeq, a predicted model, not a curated record